AUGGCCAACUCCGCGGACAUCAUCCUCCGCAGCCAGGGGCUGCUCAAGAAGUACGAGCAUUACCUCCCCGAUGAGAAGCCCAUGGCGCCGGUCACCGGUAAGGUUGACGGUUUCACCACGAUGUUCAGUUCCCUCCAGUUCAACCUGAAGGAUCUCAUCGCAAAAGCCGAGGAGAUCAAGGCGGAGAAAAACAAGGCCGCCAUCGCAACCGCCAACGCGGAGAUCCGUCGGGGUAAGAACUACCUCCGCGGCGAACUACCCAAGCUCCGCAAAAUGAUGGAGAAGAAGAUGAGAGGGCUGACGGACGAGGAGAAGGAAGAGCGCGUCUCGCAGGUUGACAACUUUGAGUACCAGAUUGAGUGCGUCCCAGACGGAGUCAACAAGGCGCCCCCCAAGGCGCCCAAACCCCGGGGCGCGGGGAACGACGCCGGCGGUGGCACCGGGGGCGGAGCGAGGAGGCACGUCACGAUCAACAUGGAGGACCUCGAGAAGGGCGAGGGGGUGAGCAUGGAGCACAGCAAGGAGUCGCGCGCGUUUAGGGAUGAGUUUGAGGAGGCGAAGCAGAGGCAGGACGAGGGUCUGGACGAGAUCUCGAAGGGUCUCAGCGUGCUCAAGAACCUGGGCGGGGAGAUGGACGACGAGAUCAAGCGGCAGACACCGAUCCUGGACGUCAUCGACGAGAAGCUGGACAGCACGACGAGCGAGAUGAGGACCGCAAACGGGAAGCUCAAGAAGGUGAUCACUUCGAUGCGGAGCACGAGGAACUUUUGCGUAGACGUCAUCCUCAUCUUCCUCAUCCUCGGCAUAGCCAUGUUCUUCUUCAACAGCUUCGGAUGAUCACGGGAUGGGAAUCGCCUCCCAUAUCUAGUCAUCGCCGGCGCGGUCGGUUUUGUAGCAAACAAAUCACCUUCGUAGUA
This is a messenger RNA of Micromonas commoda, 917 nucleotides long. RefSeq lists its product with no specific name. Gene Ontology annotation, molecular function: SNAP receptor activity. The record is from RefSeq and is a predicted model, not a curated record. Gene Ontology annotation, biological process: intracellular protein transport. The coding region runs from base 1 to 837 and encodes 278 amino acids. The transcript is spliced from 2 exons. Gene Ontology annotation, cellular component: membrane. NCBI's taxonomy places the organism in Eukaryota, Viridiplantae, Chlorophyta, Mamiellophyceae, Mamiellales, Mamiellaceae.